UCACCUAUCGCGAUCUUCAGUUUAUUCUACAAGUCGACGAUCCCAACUUCUCAGGCUUCUCUUUGGUCCUCCACUUUCUCAGGCGGCAUAUCAGAACAAUAUGUCCGUUAAAGCGACGAGGCCGCUUUCAGAUGUUUCUCUGUCACAAUUAUUUGACAAUGCUUUCGAAUUGUACAACAGUAUUAAUAAUACACAGGAGCCGACAAAUAGCCCAAAGAUACAGUCAGAUAUAAGGCAGACAAUGCGUAUGUUUGAAGAUGCAACAAAACUAAUAUCUUUAGUGGAUAUGUUCAGCGACAAUGAAACUUUCGAGGAGGUAGCUACAGAAAAUAUCAAAUAUUUCUUACUACCAGCUCUAUUGGGCAAGCUCACCACCAAAAUAUGCAACAGCAACGACAGAAUGCAUCUUGUUAAAGUAGCAGAAAUCUAUUUUGUGGACUUUUUGAAGCGAUCGAAAACAUACGGUUUGACAGAUGUGAAAAUACCAAAGAUUAGUGAUGAAAAAAAGGAAGCAGGGGAUAAUCAAAAUAAAUUGAAGAGUGAAUCCAGGAUGUUGGAGGAUAUGGUAACUCGUAGAAAUACAAAGUUACAAAGAUAUAAACAAGAGAAAGAUUUGGAGUCUCGCUUGGAUACUUUAAAGAAAAAUUUAGACAAUCCAAACGUAGAUGAUGAAACAAAAAGAGAAUACUUUGUUACUCUUUUAAAAUUGUACGCAGUUCAAAUAGUAGAAGAGUUACAUUUUCUAGAAACAGAAAAAAUAAUUUUGGGAAACAUGAUGACGGAAGUGGGGCCAACGCAUACUAUGGCUUCCAAAUCGCAUACGACUGAAAAGCAAAAAUUUCCAGUUCAAAAAUUACAACCCAUUAUCAUUACGCGUGAUGAGGUACAGAAGAAAGUUUUUGGAGCAGGUUAUCCAAGUUUACCAGUCUUGACAGUCGAAGAGUUUUAUGAACAAAGGGUCAAAGAUGGAGACUGGCCCGAUCCAUCAAAGCAUGGAACAAAUUCUCGAUGUCUGCAAGAUAUGGUGAAUAAAGAUACAAGCUCCAACGACGAGGAUAACGAAACUAUCUUGAAGGAAGAGAUGGAAGAGAAAGAUGACCCCGAACAUCUCGAACAAGCGCGCGCAAUGGAUGAAUAUAAAGACAUGCAUCGUCGCGGAUGGGGUAAUCGUGCGAACAGAAGUUAAAUUGAGGAUUAAAAGUUAUUACAAUAUUCUGCGUCUCGGUAUGUUUUUUACAUUAUCGUGUUUUUAUAGCACUAAUGCUGUAACUUUUUAUCAAAUCAUGUUUGAUUUAUGCAAAGUUGCAAGUCUAGUAGGAUUUUUUGAUCAGUGAUAGGUAUUAUUUGUGAGUAGGAGGAGAAGCAUGUUAAUUUUUAAAAGGAAUAGUAUAUACGUAUAUAUCUAUCCCAA
Molecule: messenger RNA, 1411 nt
Organism: Camponotus floridanus (Florida carpenter ant)
Lineage: Eukaryota; Metazoa; Arthropoda; Insecta; Hymenoptera; Formicidae
Gene: Tap42
Product: immunoglobulin-binding protein 1b
Exons: 4
Coding region: 101-1186 (361 amino acids)
Biological process (GO): regulation of signal transduction; regulation of dephosphorylation
Cellular component (GO): cytosol
Molecular function (GO): protein phosphatase 2A binding
Source: RefSeq, a predicted model, not a curated record